Molecule: messenger RNA, 1157 nt
Organism: Mangifera indica (mango)
Lineage: Eukaryota; Viridiplantae; Streptophyta; Magnoliopsida; Sapindales; Anacardiaceae
Product: transcription termination factor MTEF1, chloroplastic
Exons: 1
Coding region: 143-1138 (331 amino acids)
Biological process (GO): regulation of DNA-templated transcription
Molecular function (GO): double-stranded DNA binding
Source: RefSeq, a predicted model, not a curated record
UUUAGCUAGAAAAUUCUUCAACUCUGAGACUUUCAAAUAGCACAGCUCUUAUCCUUUUCUCCUCUCUUUCCUUAUAUUCCCUCCUAACCAAGCAAACCAAAAAAAAUUUCUCCACCAUUAAUCAUGAAGUAGCCUAGAUGCAAUGCAGGAAACGCUUUCUUCUCCAUUUUCCCACCCUAAACACCUUUUCCCCUCCCCCCACCAUGAUUUUCGCUCCCUUUCCCGCCCCGGAAACCUCCAUUUUCCCUCAUUUUCUUCCAAAACAAUCACCCCUCUUCCACUCAUACCCCCCAAAAUCUCGCAAAUUCCAUCUAUAGCCGCACCUCCUUCUACAACCCACGACUCCCACUCUGAUUUCCAAGAAAAAAUGCUCUACCUUGACUCCAUUGGCCUCGAUUUUUUCCAACUAAUAAACAGUCAUUCUCCCAUCAUCACAACCUCUCUACCCGACAUCAAAUCAACCGUUGAUUUACUCACCUCUAUCAACCUCACAAAUUCCGAGUUCCGCCGAAUCAUCUCCAUCUGCCCCCAAAUUUUAACUACCAAGGCCUCCGAUAUUCUCCCAAUUUUCACGUUUCUCCUCCGCGAAGCUAAAGUUAACGGCUCUGACUUAAGAAGAGUCAUCAACCGACGGCCCAGAUUGCUCGUCUGCAGCGUCAAAUCCCGCCUGCGUCCCACCCUAUACUUCCUCCAAAGCAUUGGAAUCGCCGAGGUAAACAAACACACUUACUUGCUUUCCUGUAGCGUCGAAGAGAAAUUCCUUCCUCGUUUCGAUUACUUCCAAAAUAUUGGCUUCUCACGGCGCGAAACGACGGCUAUGUUCCGCCGUUUCCCGCAGCUGUUUAAUUACAGUGUUAAGGAAAAUUACGAGCCGAAAUUGAAUUACUUUGUGGUGGAAAUGGGGAGGGAUUUGAAAGAAUUGAAAGAUUUUCCACAGUAUUUUUCAUUUAGUUUGGAAAAUAGGAUAAAGCCGAGGCACCAAGCUUGUGUGGAGAAAGGGGUUUGUUUUCCGCUGAAUGUAUUAUUAAGAAGGAGUGAGGAACAGUUUCGCCACAGAUUGGAGGUGUGUUGUAAGGCUUCUUUGCCAUUAAAAACUUCGCCUUUGUCCUCCGUAAAAUGUGAUAUCGAUUCAAUAUAAAGCAUAUUUAUUGUUCUUA